AGCGCGAAAACAGAGAUAUUUUCUCCCCUUCUGCACCCAUGUUUCAAGCUUGUAUCAUUCGGGGUGUGAUCUUGAUUGAUACAUGAUCUUGAACAGUAUGUUGCUGGAGUUUAGGAACAUUUAGGGCUAUUAUAAAAUAUUAUUAAGAUGAAGUUACAUGCUCCUUUGAAAUCCAAAGGAGUUUCCGCUAGGGCCAACAAUCAGCACGUUAUUUUCGAGCUAAAACGGCGCGUUGUUCUCGCGUUAAACAAGGUUUCGGAUCGGGACACGUAUGAAAUAGGGGUUGAGGAACUCGGAAGAAUAAUUGAAAGUUUAACUCCAGACGGGAUUUCGCCGUUUUUAUCAUGUAUCUUAGAUACCGAUUCGGAGCAAAAGAUCGCGGUUCGUAAGGAGUGUAUAAAGCUAAUGGGCACACUCACAACGUUCCACCACGAUCUUAUCGCGCCUCAUUUAAGCAAAAUGGUUGCUAGCGUAGUUAAACGGCUUAAAGAUUCGGAUUCCGUUGUGCAAAACGCGUGUGUGGAAACCAUGGGUAUUUUGGCUUCGAAAUUUAGCGUUAGCAACGAGUCCGAGGGUAGUUUCGUAAUACUAGUGAGGCCGCUUUUUGAAGCACUCGGUGAGCAGAAUAAGUAUGUUCAGUUUGGUUCAGCGCUGUGUUUAUCUCGGGUGAUUGAUCAUACGCGGGACCCACCGCUGCCGAUCCUACAACGUAUGUUGGUAAGGACAACAAAGAUGCUGAAGAAUCCGCAUUUUAUGGCUAAACCGGCAAUUAUUGAGUUGAACAGAAGUAUCAUUCAGGGAGGGGGGGCUUCAACGCAAAGCAUGCUUACGGCUGCAAUGACUAGCAUACAAGAAGCUCUUAAGAAUAGUGAUUGGCGAACGCGAAAAGCGGCUUCUGAAGCGUUAGCAGAAAUCGCGUCAAGUAACGGAUCGUAUUCUGUUGCCGUAAAGUCAUCCUGCAUUCGUUCUCUUGAAUUGUGUCGGUUUGAUAAGGUAAAACCGGUUAGGGACUCGGUACUGCAAGCGUUACAGCUGUGGAAGGUUCUUCUUGGAACCGAUGCAUCUGAAAUUUCAGAAGCUGGAUCUUCUAUUAAAGGUGAUUACAGUGACAUUCCAAGUAACACCGAAUCUACAUCAAUUAGAAAAAGGGUUCCGUUAUCGGUUAGAAAAAGCGGCCAUAGUUAUGUCGAAAGUCCUCAAAACUCUAAAGCAAACGAUUGGCAUGUAGAAGUCAACGUUCCAAAAAAAUGCAACAUCUCUUUAGCAUACACUCACGAUGAAGAAUCGGAGGGUAGUUCCGUCACAAAGACAUUUGAACGGACUAGAUCCGAUAUCACAUCCACUCAAGAUAUCGGAUACGAAUACGUGCCGUUGGAUGAUAAACAAGAGUGUUCUUCUGCAACCAACGUAAGUUUGGUCCCGAUUGACUCACGUGUGAAGGGCGAAUCGGUAAAAUCACAUGGAGUGAAUUUACAUCAAGUGGAAGAAGAAGUUAGUAAUGAAGAACAGAGGUAUUUUUCGAAGAAUCAGGAUCGUAGAAGCCUUGAUUCGACUGUUACGGAAUCGAGUUGUCAGAUUAUGCAUGAGCAAAGUGGAUGUUGUGUGCAAACGGCGAAAGAUAUGGUUUGCAUUAAAGAAAAGCUUCUGGAAAUAGAAACUAAACAGUCAAAUCUCAUGGAUUUGUUGCAGGUGUUUGCGACAAAAACGAUGGAUAGUUUAUCGAUGAUACAACAAAAAGUGUCAAGCUUAGAAGACGUGGUGGAUCAAAUGUCGGAAAACAUCAAUCAUAGCGGAAAACAUUACGAAUCAACUGCCCGACUAUUAAAAAAAAGUUCCACUACCGCUUCUCCUAGACUCUCAACAUGCACUCCACGAUCAUCUAUCGAUAUACACACUCGAAAAUCUCCGUUGCAGCCGAUAAAAAAAUCCGAUUCUUGGGAAGAUUCAACGUUUCCGAGGGGCAAAGCCAGUGUGGUUGACCCCAUGGUAAGAACGAGUAGAAAUCCCGCAAAGGGUAUGCAAAAAAGCGGUUCCGGUUCUUUUGCUAGUUUAAGGCAUAAUGGAUUACAAGCGGAGAAUAGCGUCUGCAGGGUUAUAAAAGGCUAUUUAUCACAAGGGGAUUUAGAUUCUGCGUAUGUUGAAGCGAUGAAUUCUGGUGAUGAAAUGAUAUUGGUUGAUCUUCUUGAUAAAACCGGGCCGGUUUUGGAAUGUUUGUCGAAUAGAACGGCAAAUGAUGUUCUUACCACUUUGGCUUCGUUUUUGUCCGAACAACAGUUCAUGAGCUCAAUAAUCCCUUGGCUGCAACAGGCGGUUGACUUGAGCAGCAGUCAUGGACCAAACAACCUUGUACUAACCGCAAAAGCAAGACGACAAUUUUUGGGUGCGAUUCAGGAAGCGGUACACAUGGAGUUCCCGAAUGUCACAGAGAGGAGAUCUAUAACACAGUUGGUAUCAAGACUGCAUCAAGCUUGGGGAAAAUGAUCGUGAGAGGGAACGGUUGUGAGACCGAUGAUGUGGUCAACGAAAGUCAAAGUUUGAGUUGUGGUUUUACGUUCUAGUUAGUUUGAUUGUAAGUUUAAAGCCGAAAUUGCAACAUGGCUAGGUCUUGUUUUCGAUUAUGUUUUGGUUUGUUUAAGCUUUGGAAAUAUGCACAUUAGGCCUUGUCUUGCCAAGGUUUGACUUUGUAGCUGUGUAGGUCAAUAUUUUGACCAAGAAUCAGUCUAAUUUGAAGGGGAAAAGUAAUGUUGGUUAUUUGACAUUU
Helianthus annuus (common sunflower) is the source of this 2761-nucleotide messenger RNA. RefSeq names its product TORTIFOLIA1-like protein 2. The record is from RefSeq and is a predicted model, not a curated record. Gene Ontology annotation, cellular component: microtubule. The coding region runs from base 148 to 2481 and encodes 777 amino acids. Lineage: Eukaryota; Viridiplantae; Streptophyta; Magnoliopsida; Asterales; Asteraceae. Gene Ontology annotation, molecular function: microtubule binding. The transcript is spliced from 9 exons.